This is a messenger RNA of Haliotis rufescens (red abalone), 474 nucleotides long. RefSeq names its product extensin-like. The transcript has a single exon. The coding region runs from base 1 to 474 and encodes 157 amino acids. The record is from RefSeq and is a predicted model, not a curated record. Lineage: Eukaryota; Metazoa; Mollusca; Gastropoda; Lepetellida; Haliotidae.
AUGGCAAUUGUUCUGCUUAACUUCGUCACAAUCACCAACCCUUACCCCCCCAACCUCACCCCAUCCUUCAUUUACCCCACCUUCCCACCCCCACCAGUCUCCCACAACUACCAACCCCCUACCUACCCACCAACACCCUUCAUCUAUCACCCCACAACUACCAACCCCCUACCUACCCACCAACACCCUUCAUCUAUCACCCCCACCACAACCAGACUCCAACAACUACCAACCCCCUACCUACCCACCAACACCCUUCAUCUAUCACCCCACAACUACCAACCCCCUACCUACCCACCAACACCCUUCAUCUAUCACCCCCACCACCACCAGUCUCCAACAACUACCAACCCACCAACACCCAUCAUCUAUCACUCCACAACUACCAACCCCCUACCUACCCACCAAUGCCCUUCAUCUAUCAGAUUCAGAUACUGCAGUAAUCUAGACUUGCAUGGGCUGUUUUGCAUAUAG